This is a messenger RNA of Vanessa atalanta (red admiral), 3466 nucleotides long. Its product is annotated as pikachurin-like. The record is from RefSeq and is a predicted model, not a curated record. The transcript is spliced from 18 exons. NCBI's taxonomy places the organism in Eukaryota, Metazoa, Arthropoda, Insecta, Lepidoptera, Nymphalidae. The coding region runs from base 216 to 3308 and encodes 1030 amino acids.
CGGUCGCGCGCAUUUUCCCACCGCUUAUGCCUACCGCUUCCAGUCAUUAACAGUUUUACGCAUUAAAAAACAAAACAGUUUGUGUAUCUGUGUUAUUGUGACGGUUUUUCGGAAGUGAAUAGUUCUUUCAGGACCUCGAACGCCUGUUUUAACCGGUUUCGGCCGGAUAUAACCACUUAGAACAAGCCAGGGUUGCAACACCCGGAGCAUGGGCGAUGGCAUGGCGUGAGAUGGCGCGAGUCGCGUUCGCGCUUGCCGCGCUUUUCGCGGCCGCCUCUUCGCGUGCGCCAACUAAGGAUCCCCUGCAGUUUGAGGCGGCAUUUCAAGGUAGAUGUGGCGAAGGCAGCCCGUGUGAGCAACUCUGCAGAGAGCUCCACGAUGGUACCUACGAGUGUGGCUGCGGGCCGGGUUUUGUGCUGCACGUCGACGGAUAUGGUUGUUUAGAAUUAAACGCAACCAAAACAACGGAGAACACCGACAAACAUGAGGAUGUCCUCUAUCAGAAAGACGUAUCUUUCUCAGCAGAACUAGAAAUAGCCCCGUCCAAUAGACUUAGUAAAUCUAAUGUAAGCGAAAAACAUAACGAUAUACAAAGACCCGCCACACUGCCAACCCUCUUAAGCAAUGACAUUGAACCUAAUUAUACGUUUACGGGCGAAAGAUCCAAAGAAGUGGAUGGCCUGAAGAGUCUCAUCGAGGACGGAGUUAGUAACAUAGAUAUUAAUAUCAUAGCCGAUGACAGAAUCAAUGACGCCUUGCUCGAAGCUGCUAAGAUUAAAGUUACGACACUUGGACCUAGUUUAGAACAAAAAGUGCCGGGAGGUACAUCAUCACCAGAAAGGACGACGGCCGUGGAGAGUUGCGACUGUGACACAUGCAACGGCGCCCGAUGCUCAUGUCCGCUAUCCACUAAAUGCAAACCCAACACAAAAGUAACGACACCUCGUUUCUCUGGAACAUCCUGGCUAGCAUUACGCGCAUUGCGCGGAGCGUACAAGCGAGUACGCUUACGACUGCGAGUACGACCGGAGAGAACGCGUGGCGUACUUCUUCUAACAGGCGAACAUGACGAUCUAUCUGGAGAUUACCUCGCACUUAUAUUAAGGAAUGGUCAUGUGGAAUUAAGGUUUGAUUGCGGCAGCGGUGCCGGAGUACUAAGAUCUCCGGAGCCUGUACAUCUCGGUAGAUGGAACACUAUAUCGGUGUACCGACACCGAUGGGACGCGUGGCUGAAGCUAAAUAAUGGGAAACGGGUUCGAGGCAGAUCUAAGGGUCUCUUCUCUCGUAUGACCUUCCGUGAACCGGUCUGGGUUGGUGGAGCUGGGAACACAACUGGUCUCCAAAGCAAGCUCGGUCUGUCCGAAGGAUUACUUGGAUGUGUGGACUUCCUACGCAUUAAUGGUGACACGUACCAUCUCGUUAAAGAUGCUGUUUCUACAUUAGAUGUUUCUGAAUGUGCCCCAACGCUAGCACCAUGGAGACCAAGCAAUGACGUCACCAGUGAAAUACCACACAGAACAAACGACUUAACCCACGCUAUUUACGACAUCAAUGACAUAGUGCACUUCGAAGACAACGAUAUAGUUAUGAGAGAUGCAAAAGAUCACAACAAACUAGACAACUCAAUAGAAUACAAAUACAAUGACGUCAAAUCGCAAUUUAAUGAUAAAAAAUAUUUCGUUAAGAAAAUGCAAUUUAAUGAUGACGAUAAAAGCAUUGGUGUUGUUAAUGAUGUCAAUAAUGAUUUGAAAAGUGAUGAUUUGAAGACUGUUAAAGACGAUUGCGAAUGUCAACACGGAGGUGGGUGUGUCGCCCAUAUCUGUCUAUGUCCGUUGGGAUAUGCUGGGGACAGAUGUGAAAUCACUUUAGAUUUGAAGGUUCCCAAGUUCAACGGAUCUUCAUAUCUGCGUCUACCAGGACUCGGCAACGCGGCACAAUCGUGGCUCGAGAUAGAGAUUACACUGAAGCCUACAAAUGGUGAUGGAUUGCUACUCUACGACGCGGAACAUCCCAGUGGCGAUGGCGAUUUCUUCUCUUUACACCUACGAGAUUAUUUCGUGGAGUUUGCCUUUGAUCUUGGAUCUGGAAUUGCUCUUGUGAGAUCGGCCUACCCUCUCGAACAGAACAAAUGGCACCGCGUAUCCGUCAGUAGAUCAGGACGUCGCGCGGCACUCCGCGUGCGUUCCCGAGACGCGACCGAGGACGCUACACGCUCGGUGACGUCACGCGGAGCAGCGAGACAUCUUACGCUGAGACAGCCGAUGAUGUUGGGAGGAGCACCGCAUCCGCUGCCACAGAGGCUGGCGCUGCGGACUUCGUUCAGUGGAUGUGUUGGAAGAUUGGUGAUCAAUGAUGAGGAACUGUCAGUAGUGUCUUCAGCAUUAGGAGGCGUUAAUGUUGACAACUGUGAUGAACCACACAAUGACAACUGCUCGGAUGCGUUAUGCAAAGAAAUAUUGGACCACGCUCCUUUUUACAACCAGAACACAACGGGCAACUUACACCACUCUAUUGUCGCGAAAAAGGGCUUCAAAUUGAAAUAUCACAAAGCGAAAACAAAAAAGCACUCCCAGCAUUAUCACAUGGAAAAAUAUAAAAAGAAAAAAUUCGUAGCAAGCAAAAAGUAUCAACACAUGCAAAAUGACGUCGAGAAGAAGACUGACGUUAUGACCGAAGGACCAGUGUACGACGGUCAGACGUACAUGCAAGUCAAAUAUUUGGACACGAAUGAAAUAAAUUGGGGCGACACAAACACGUAUCCAAGUUUCAGCGGAACCGACAGCUUCAUACACAUCGAUGACGAGGAGACUAUGAAGAGACUGCUGAGCUACACGCUGGACAUCAACAUCCGCUUCCGCUCGCAGGCGUCGCGAGGCCUGCUCGUGUGGAGCGGCCGCGCCGCGCCUCGCGGGGACUUCCUGUCGCUCGCCGUCGAGAGCUCCGUGCUCGUGUUCAGAUACGACUUAGGUAGCGGAGAGGUGGUGAUAAUAGCAAAUCACACGAAAGUUGAUGACGGACUUUGGCACAGGGCUCGAGCCACAAGGAACCGACAAGCAGGAGUUCUCGAAGUGGAUGGCUUAGGAUCCGUCGGUAAAAUAUCGCCAGGCAAACUUAAGCAGUUAAACACAGAAAAUGGCCUCUAUAUAGGGGGUUUACCAGCAAUAGAAAUGAACACAAUGGGGAAAUAUAAGAAUGGCUUAAUCGGAUGUGUCUCGCAAAUAUCUCUGAGUGGAGAUUUUGAUAUACCACUAUCAUUAUCUAAAUUACCUCACACUAUCACGAACAAUGUGGGACGCUGCACACCAUAAUCUCAAUGUUUAAAUGAACCUGAUUCAUUUAUAUGAAACACCAAGUAUGUACAUUUAUUACGAAAAUGAUUUCAUAUAUUUUUUGGUUCAUUUAAACAUGUUGGUGAUUAACGAACUGAUUUAAUAACAUAUUUGUUAUUAUUUCAAUUUUCGAACGU